This is a messenger RNA of Mus musculus (house mouse), 879 nucleotides long. RefSeq names its product amyloid P component, serum (gene Apcs). Gene Ontology annotation, molecular function: calcium ion binding; identical protein binding; complement component C1q complex binding. The record is from RefSeq and is marked validated. The transcript has 2 exons. Lineage: Eukaryota; Metazoa; Chordata; Mammalia; Rodentia; Muridae. Bases 63 to 737 code for a protein of 224 amino acids. Gene Ontology annotation, cellular component: extracellular region. Gene Ontology annotation, biological process: negative regulation of monocyte differentiation; negative regulation of glycoprotein metabolic process; innate immune response.
AGACACCACACUUUUGUUCCACACCCAAGUAACAGCUGCUGCUGUCAUACCCUGGACCAAGCAUGGACAAGCUACUGCUUUGGAUGUUUGUCUUCACCAGCCUUCUUUCAGAAGCCUUUUGUCAGACAGACCUCAAGAGGAAAGUAUUUGUGUUCCCCAGAGAAUCUGAAACUGAUCAUGUGAAGCUGAUCCCACAUCUAGAGAAACCUCUGCAGAAUUUUACACUGUGUUUCCGAACCUACAGUGACCUUUCCCGCUCUCAGAGUCUUUUCUCCUACAGUGUCAAGGGCAGAGACAAUGAGCUACUAAUUUAUAAAGAAAAAGUUGGAGAAUACAGCCUAUACAUCGGACAAUCAAAAGUCACAGUCCGUGGUAUGGAAGAAUACCUUUCUCCAGUACACCUAUGUACCACUUGGGAGUCCUCCUCUGGCAUUGUUGAAUUUUGGGUCAAUGGAAAGCCUUGGGUAAAAAAGUCUCUGCAGAGGGAAUACACUGUGAAAGCCCCACCCAGUAUAGUCCUGGGACAGGAGCAGGAUAACUACGGAGGAGGGUUUCAAAGGUCACAGUCCUUUGUAGGAGAGUUUUCAGAUUUAUACAUGUGGGACUAUGUGCUGACCCCACAAGACAUUCUAUUUGUGUACAGAGAUUCCCCUGUCAAUCCUAAUAUUUUGAAUUGGCAGGCUCUUAACUAUGAAAUAAAUGGCUACGUAGUCAUCAGGCCCCGUGUCUGGGAUUGAGAUCUUACAACAAAACCUCAUGGACAUCAGAUGGCCGAUGUGUAAGAGGUCAAGGCAGCAGAAUUCACUCUAUCUGGAGCUUUUUCUUCUUUGUGAACAUCUUGUAUACAUAUCUGCCAAAUAAAAAUCCUCUCCAAUUCCA